UAGACAAAGUCUGUGCGGGCCAGGUGAAAAUUGACGCGGUCCUGCCGCGGUCGUGACGCGCUUGUUACGCGGCAUAUAUGACGCGGCACGCUCAUGUUCAAACCACAUCUUAUGUCGCUCGAAUUGAAUUCCGACAAGUUCCAAGCACUUUGACUCAUAUCGUCGUUAAUGAUCAGCAUGCGAGUGUCCGUCUGCGUACAGGCCCUAGACUGCGGUAUUCACUUCCAUAUUUACAGCGCUUGUCUACUAGUGUCACACAGUGCCAUCUUAGUACCACACAGUGAGAUUAAGUGUUGUCUCGCUAAGUGUCAAGCCUCGACCUCACAUUGUCAAGUCUCGCUACUACCCCGACCAUGUCAUCUCCAGCCUCAUUCAGGCUGGGUCAAGCACUGCUCAUACCAUGACAGGUUUUCCCAAUCAUCUUCACUCAUGUCAACCUUCACUCUCACCUGUGCCGCGUCAACGCCCAUUGCAUGCCGCGCCAGUGCCGCGUCAACGCCCAUUGCAUGCCGCGCCAGUGCCGCGUCAACGCCCAUUUCAUGCCGCGCCACAUCCGCGUCAACGCACAUUUCAUGCCGCGCCACAUCCGCGUCACGCCUGCCGCGUCAGCGCCGCAGCCCCGGUCGAACGAAAUUAUAGUAAGCAGCCACUGAGUGCGCUUGUUGCUCAAUGUGGGAUUCUAGCGUGCUAUUCGUGCUCGAUGAGACAUCAUGAUUAGGCUAUGCCAAUCUUAUUAUCAAGCUAAGUAGACGCUCCUUACUAACAUC
Molecule: messenger RNA, 767 nt
Organism: Suillus clintonianus
Lineage: Eukaryota; Fungi; Basidiomycota; Agaricomycetes; Boletales; Suillaceae
Exons: 3
Coding region: 169-639 (156 amino acids)
Source: RefSeq, a predicted model, not a curated record